Coprinopsis cinerea okayama7#130 is the source of this 1491-nucleotide messenger RNA. RefSeq lists its product as hypothetical. The record is from RefSeq and is a predicted model, not a curated record. Bases 1 to 1491 code for a protein of 496 amino acids. NCBI's taxonomy places the organism in Eukaryota, Fungi, Basidiomycota, Agaricomycetes, Agaricales, Psathyrellaceae. The transcript has a single exon.
AUGCCCUCGGAUGGAUGCGAUCAGGCCUGGCAUCUCCCUCCCGAGCUUCUUUGCAAGAUCUUCGAUGAGUAUCGACAAGAGCAGGUCCUCGACAACUCCUCGACGUGUUACCGGAAUUGGAUGACUGUGACACAUGUCUGCUGCUCUUGGAGGAACGCCGCGAUCGACUGCCCGAGUCUUUGGUCCUACAUCUCUGACAACGUAGGGCCACAAUGGAUGACAAUCCACUUUGAACGAGUGCAAUCCUUUGCCCCACUGCACAUCAGAUGGAGCCGCAGGCAUGACCCGAGCCUUCCUUCUCCGCUUGUUGAAUUCAUUCCCACCAACCUGCACCGGAUAAAGGACCUCGAAUUGGAGGAGAUCGACCUUUCCUGGCCGGACGAUCCGAAGGUUCGUCUCCUGUCUUCCAGCUAUGCACCGGUUCUGCAGUCACUGUCCCUGGCUUGCACCGGGGGGUUCGUGAUCCCGGAAGACACUCUCCACAAGGGCGCGCCACGGUCGCGGAAUCUAGUCUUGCGCAAUUGUACCGCUCCGCCAAAAUGCACAUCGUUGCUCCAAGGGCUCACUCACUACCACCAACUAAUUGACGACACCAACCGCUACUAUCCGAUGUUCUCGGCGGGCCUUUUGGAGAAGAUGCCGAAUCUCGUCGAGUUAAAGAUCGAGUGCGAGGCAGUCUGGAGAACGAGCACAGACGGAGGUGUCGCGAUUCUCUCCGCGCUUAGAUCUUUGACAUAUACAGGCGAGAUGCGAUCAUGCGAAGCGUUGUUGAACUACAUUGCAGUUCCACGGUCAGCCAGAGUCGACAUUGAUUGCACUCAAAGCCAACCCCUUAUACCACCACUCCCAACCGGUAUCAUUUCUCCUCAUUGGAUAUCCCCCAGUUCUCUCGCGCAGUCCCCUCCAUCCGACUUUGCUCAAGGCGGGCUGAAAAGCUUGCGCUUUGUGCUGGACUCCCACCAGAUGACUGUGCAGAUGUGGCACGACCUCGUACAGCUUGAACAGGGUACGGAGAGGCCCCCUCCCAACUUAUCCUUCGGCGCCCCAAAGUUCAAACGUGGUGGAAACCUCAGUGAAGAGUCCCGAUUCCUCGCUUUCCAGCCGCUGGAGGAUGUAAUUUCUAUGGAACUUGACUGGCUUUGGAGGGCGACAGGCAUAGGGCUGAGUCAGGCGGUCCUCAGCAGAUUGACUGAACUAGAGCACCUGGCGUUGUGUAGUUCUGCAGGUCUUUCGGUUUUCCUCCAUAGCCUGAAGGAGGGCGGCCCUCCUUCUGCCCUUCCGAACCUCAAGACUAUCACGGCUCGAGGCGUCGCAUUUGGGCCAGACGGGGGAUGCGAGGAGCGUUUUUGUGACAGCUUGGUGGACAUGGUUAGCUCACGAUCUCGGUUGGGCAGGGAAAUAGAAGAGGUCAAGUUGGUAAAGUGUUCGUCGAUUACUCAGGAGGAGAUCGAAAGGCUGAAAGAGUAUGUGACACGCGUAUUUGUGGAAUGA